AUGGGACCCUCGAGCCCUACUGAGGCCUCUUCAGUUCAAGUCAAUGUGCCAAUCGAAUCAAGGUCAACGGUGCAGGCAGCCCCGAAUAAUGCCACCGAUCCGAUGACCACGGCAGAGCAGAACGAGGAUUCAGGAGGGACAAGAAGCGGAAGCUCAAAGGGGGAGGCCAGUACCUCUCAGAUUGCCACAGCGGAUCCUAGUGGUGGAGGACAAGAAGCAGAAGAACCGCGGCCUCCUCUCCCCCCUAGGCCUUCUCUCCUAAAGCCUUCAGCUCGGCCAGGCUCAGCGUAUGCGAGCAAACCUACAACUGGCCUAUCCUCGAUCGAUAUCCAGACGCUAUCAUUUCCGGAUGGCUCACGAGGGACGUUCUCAACACCAACAAGUCGAUCGGUCUCCGAGUCCGUAUCCAUACCAGGCACAGCUGGAGGACAGAGUACACCAAGUAGGAAGUUUAGUCGCAAUGGAAGUGAUUUGGACGACAGUGCGAGUCUCAGGAGCCAUGCCCCGACACUAAGGGCGAAUGGAGAUCUCGCAAGUCUGCUGGACGACGGACUGAACUCCCAAAGUGCUGCAUGGAAGUUGCUCAGUACACAAACCGAGUCUGUGAAUGCUUUUGAAGUUGUGGAUUUUGAGGAUGCCUCAAUAGCCAAUUUCGAGAACGAGUUUGAUGAGAUCGAAGAAGUGGACAACAAAGGUGCCAAUGGAGAGGAAGUCCUCCUGCAAUGGAAGUCCAAACUCAAACAUUAUCUCAUCCUGUCCUCCGCUGGGAAACCUAUAUACAGUCGACAUGGUGACCAAAACCUAAUAAAUGGCUAUAUCGGGAUUAUUCAGACCAUCAUAUCCUUCUUCCAAGGACCAAAAGACCCGUUGAUGGGGUUCACAGCUGGAAGCACCCGGUUCGUGGUAUCCAUUGCUGGCCCGCUGUACUUCGUAGCUAUUAGCAAGCUGGGAGAGAGCGAUGCUCAGCUGAGAGCCCAAUUGGAGGCACUAUACAUGCAAAUUCUUUCCACGCUGACGCUACCGACCCUGACUCAGCUGUUUACGAAUCGGCCAAAUACAGAUCUGCGGCGACCUCUUGAGGGUACCGAGAUCCUCUUGUCGUCGUUGGCGGACACUUUCACGAAAGGCUCUCCUACUGCAUUGCUUUCGGCACUGGAAUGUCUAAAAAUCCGAAAGUCACAACGCAAUGUCAUUAAUAAUACAUUUUUGAAAGCGCGGACAGAUAAGCUUCUCUAUGGACUUGUCGUUGCCGGUGGGAGGCUUGUCAGUGUCGUCAGACCCAAGCGACACUCGUUGCAUCCUAGUGAUCUCCAAUUGAUUUUUAACAUGCUCUUUGAAGCCGGAAGUGUGAAGGCUGGCGGCGGAGAGAACUGGAUACCCGUUUGCCUACCAGGAUUCAACAACAGAGGAUACCUUUACAUGUAUGUCAGCUUUCUGAGUGCUUUGGAUGACGAAAAGGAAUCAGAGCAACGGCCUUCUACUGCGAAUAGCAGCAGUCGAGAAGAUGAAAUUGCGGUCUUGCUCAUCAGUGCGGACAAAGAAAGCUUCUACGACUUGAAGCAAAUGCGGGAUGAUGUUGUAGCCCAGCUAUACAAUAAUGGCAGCAUGCAAAUAAUUAAGACAGCUGUCCGCCAGGGCCGCCCUAGCACAACAGACAUUGUGCCUGGAACACCGUUACGACACUUCCUCUACAAAUCACGGUCGAAUGUCCAGUUCACGAUGCCAUCGUUCUCUCCCCACUUCAGCACCCCAGUAGCCAGAAGAAAACUCAUGACGCUCUACCACAAUCUACAUGCCUCCACCCAUGCCAAGCAUGCCCAUCUCAAGGUCCUGCACUGUGUGAGCCGAGAUAGUAUCUCGCUAGCGUGGACAACGCCGUUGUUCGAGUUCUACUGCGUCGCAGGACCGAAUGCAUCUCGGGCUGGCCUCGCCCAAGGUGCGAACAAGGUCAUUCAGUGGGUGAAGAGGGAGGAAGAACGAGUCUUCAUCAUUGGUGGUGCUGUAUUCUAG
Molecule: messenger RNA, 2010 nt
Organism: Cadophora gregata
Lineage: Eukaryota; Fungi; Ascomycota; Leotiomycetes; Helotiales; Ploettnerulaceae
Gene: MON1
Product: Vacuolar fusion protein mon1
Exons: 3
Coding region: 1-2010 (669 amino acids)
Biological process (GO): vesicle-mediated transport; protein targeting to vacuole
Cellular component (GO): fungal-type vacuole membrane; Mon1-Ccz1 complex
Source: RefSeq, a predicted model, not a curated record